CACACACACACCAACCGAUCUCGCUGCCUUCUGGGUUUUCGAUCUUCCGUUUUUCCUCAUCCACUUCGCAAAUGGGGGCAAAAGUUUUCAAUCUUUUGGGUUUGCUGUUGCAUUUUAUUUUCCAGCCUCAAUUCCUUAAUAUUAGAUGAUUUGGAAACUUUGGGGCUUGAAUGAAACAACGUAUCGUAAGCUAUGGACACUCGUAGUGAUUUGAUCGCACUUCCUUCCACGACUCUUGGUGAAGGUGGUGAUCAUACAGCUCCAGGCAAAAGAUUAAGCUCCUCUUCAUCUGCAUCGUGUUCGUCAUCUGGAGACCCUUUCGAAUUGGAUGCAAAUAAAGCUGAUAAAUCUGCCCCGAGAACAGCGGAGAGGUCAAACCAUGGAAAACAUAGUCAGUUAGCUUCAGAUUUUAGUGAAGAUGAUAUUCCAAUCAGCUCAAUGCCACCCUCAGAUCAUCCUGAUCCUAUGAACCCAAACAAUGGCUCAUCAACGCAAUCCCUGCCAACGCAGAUGCUGCAGCAAGUCAGUGAUGAUGUUGCUAAUGCUACGCCUUCCGCAUACAGGAUCCCACCUUCUGUAUUUGCUAGAACCAAUACUAAUGCUCCUAUGGAGUGGAGUGUUACUUCCAAUGAAUCAUUGUUCAGUCUUCACAUGGGAAACAUGAGUUUCACUCGAGACCAAUUAUUAUGGAUGGGUAAAUCAGGAGAGCUAGGAUUGGCGGGCGAUCCUACCAUUAUGUACGGACAGAUGAUGGAUUUCUCAAGCAAUCAGCCUCCAACUCCAGUAACUGGAAAAUCAACUGAAUUAAUUGAUCUUUCAAGCAAUCAGCCUCCAAGUACCAGCAAAUCGACUGAACUGAUCGAUUGUUCAAGUGAUCAACCUCCAAUAAGAAAAUCAACCGAGGUUGAGAGAAGGAAUGCUGAUCUUGAAGCACGUUUUGGCGUAACUGAAACAACAGCUGCUGCAACAAUGAUGGAGGUUAUAAGAGAAAAUGAUGCUAAUGCUCCUAGUAAGGAAAAGCCAUCACAAGCCAAAGAACCGACAACUCGCUCUUCAAGCAUUUCUCGUAACUCAGAUUGCAGUGGUGGAGCUAGUGUUCGCUCUUUCGCAUUUCCAAUAGUGACAGGCGAUGCAAAUAAAAGUGGUUCAUUGAAAGUCAGAAGUGAAAAGCGAAAGCAACAGUCACAGUCUCCUAAAGUAUCCUCAGAGCCAAAUCAAGAGUUACAACCACAAACCCCAAAGCCUGAGGACGCUAAUAAAUCUCCAAAACCAAAACCGAGCGGGAAUGCUUCUCAGCGUAAAUGGUUAUCUUGCUUUUCUUGUUGCCAAUUCUGUUCUUGAGGGACAAAACUGCAUUGCCUUCCUUCAUAAUUAAACAAGCUCUCCAUCUUUUCUUGAAAUGCUAAGAUCAGAUCAUCCAUAUAUGUUAGUCCUAUAUAUGGUCGUAACUGUA
Messenger RNA from Tripterygium wilfordii, 1453 nucleotides. RefSeq lists its product as uncharacterized. The record is from RefSeq and is a predicted model, not a curated record. The coding region runs from base 193 to 1341 and encodes 382 amino acids. The transcript has 3 exons. Lineage: Eukaryota; Viridiplantae; Streptophyta; Magnoliopsida; Celastrales; Celastraceae.